CGGGAUCGUCACUGUCUAUCCAAUUCCAAAGGGAGACGGAUAGAGAGGGAGACGCACAGAAGUUCAGUAUGGCGCACUUCCUUCUCCUGACCUUCAACCUGCCUGGCCACAUCAACCCCGCCCUCCAAUUCGCCCAGCGCCUCAUCCGUGUAGGUGCCCGGGUCACCUUCCUCACGACCGUCCACGCCCACCGGCGCAUGAUAAAAUCCACCGCGCCCGACGGGCUAUCCUACGCCACCUUCUCGGACGGCUACGAUGACGGCCCAAGUCCUACCGCCGACAAGGACCUAGUCUGGGCCCAGUUCAGGCAGCGCGGUGCCGAGGCCCUUGCCGACCUCUUGCGCACCCUAGCAAACGAGAGCCGCCCCGUCACGUGCGUGGUCUACACCCUUCUCCUUCCCUGGGCAGCUGACGUGGCGCGGAGCCUGAACACCCCGCACGUGCUCCUCUGGAUCCAGCCAGCAACGGUAUUCGCCGUUUACUACCACUACUUCCAUGGGUACGACGAUUACAUCGUCAAGAGCAUUGAAAAAGACCCUUCUUCUUCCUUAAAAUUACCAGGGUUGCCACCACUCACCUCCAACGAACUACCCUCAUUCAUUAUCCCUUCCGCCCAAUACGCUUCCGCAAUAUCAUCAUUCAGAGAACAGUACGAGACGCUGGAUAAAGAAGAAAGGCCACGUGUGCUCGUAAACACGUUCGAUGAAGCAGAGCCUGACGCUAUCAGAGCCGUGGAUGGGGUGGACCAGAUCUCGGUGGGACCUUUCAUCCCACAGGAGUUCUUUGAUGGCCAGGACCUGUCCCACGCCACUGAUGGUGGGGAGAUGUACAAGAAUUCAAGAGACUACAUUGAGUGGCUGGACUCGAAACCCACUUCUUCGGUAGUUUACGUGUCCUUCGGCAGCAUCAUUGUGUUACCGAACAAUCAGAAGGUGGAGAUUUUAAAUGGGUUGCUAGAAAGCGGCCGUCCGUUCUUGUGGAUCAUCAGGCCCGCCGAGAAUGGGGCCGGAACGGAUGACGAGACCGAAUUCUGGGAGAAAGCGAGCAUGGCGGAGGUGAGGAAAGAAGGGAUGGUGGUGCCGUGGUGUUCGCAACUGGAGGUUCUUUCGCACUCUUCGGUGGGUUGCUUUAUCUCGCACUGCGGAUGGAAUUCGACAACAGAGAGCUUGGCCGCAGGGGUCCCCAUGGUGUGUUUACCGAAAUGGUCGGAUCAAACAUCGAAUGCGAAGUUGGUGGAGGAUGUUUGGAAGGCUGGUGUGAGGGCGAAGGCGAAUGAAGAGGGAGUUUUCGAACGCGGGGAGCUGAAGCGAUGUUUGGAUUUGGUGAUGGGAGAGGAUGGGGAAGAGAUUAGAAAGAAUGCUUUGAGAUGGAGAGAGUUGGCGAGGGAGGCCAUCAGUGAAGGCGGUUCGUCCGAUCGGAAUGUUCGCACAUUUGUGGCGGGGAUGACAGGUGAAGGUGGACCCAGAGACUGCGAUGGCAAUGUGCAGAAGGUGAAUGACGAUAGAGAAGAUAGAUGAGGAGAAUUUAACAAAUACAGCCCCUUCUUUGAUUCGCAUCGGGUGAGGACAUGAACAUCACCUGAAGUCUUGGUUUGACUUAAAAGUGUGGCCCACCUAUUGCCUAGAUGGACCUCUCUUUCUUGGAAGAAGUGUCACACUGUAUAUUUUAUUGUAUGCAUAACUGUACUUUUAUUUUUCAAUAUAUUUAAUAGAAGUUUGGGUAGUCA
Magnolia sinica is the source of this 1726-nucleotide messenger RNA. Its product is annotated as UDP-glycosyltransferase 75C1-like. The record is from RefSeq and is a predicted model, not a curated record. Gene Ontology annotation, molecular function: UDP-glycosyltransferase activity. NCBI's taxonomy places the organism in Eukaryota, Viridiplantae, Streptophyta, Magnoliopsida, Magnoliales, Magnoliaceae. The coding region runs from base 69 to 1517 and encodes 482 amino acids. The transcript has a single exon.